UUAUUAUUUUUUUUUUAUUGUUAUAAACAAAUAACACUCACCGUAGUGCACGAAGCCCAGCAUAACAAUAUAAAUAUAACUAAAUAAACUUAGUGAAACGCUGCUAUAAUGCUGAAAAUAACUGCACAGGGGAUUGCUCUACGACUGGCAGCCAUCCAGACCAGCGCACAUAGUAACAGUCAACGCUUUACUUUUCCUCCGCAGGCGGCGGCUAAGUCCAACCAAAAGUGUUUGUCUCAAUCUCAAAUUUUUUGUAAGAAGCUGAUGAUCAAGGAUCACUAUGAGUUUGAUCAGAAGGUAAUCAACAGCGAUAAUCCGGUCAUUGUAAAUUUUCACGCAGAAUGGUGUGAUCCAUGUAAAAUUCUUACCCCAAAAAUGUUGGAGCUUCUGGAAAAUUCAAAUGAAAUUGAUUUGGCUGUUAUCGAUGUGGAAACAAAUUUGGAUCUGGUCGAAACAUUUGAAGUUAAGGCUGUACCCGCUGUGCUGGCCUUUCGCAAUGGCGUCGUAGUAGAUAAAUUCAUUGGGUUAGUAGAUGCUAAUUCCAUAGAAACGUUGAUUGAUAAACUAAAGCGAAAGCAACAGCAAAAGCAAUAAAAACAUGAUAGUCUUAGUACUAGUUUAGACACACGUAAACUGAAUUAUUUAUAUGCAAAGAUAAAAUAAAAAUAAGGUUGCGUUUGGGACCAGAA
Messenger RNA from Drosophila willistoni, 689 nucleotides. RefSeq names its product thioredoxin, mitochondrial. NCBI's taxonomy places the organism in Eukaryota, Metazoa, Arthropoda, Insecta, Diptera, Drosophilidae. Gene Ontology annotation, molecular function: oxidoreductase activity, acting on a sulfur group of donors, disulfide as acceptor. The transcript has 2 exons. Bases 109 to 594 code for a protein of 161 amino acids. The record is from RefSeq and is a predicted model, not a curated record. Gene Ontology annotation, cellular component: cytoplasm.